CAUUCCGUGCGAGAAAAUGUCAGAAUUCCGUUAGUUUUUCCGGCACUUGAACGCAGCAGCUAACGUUAGCUCCUCCUGCAGUGCUAUGAGUUGAGCGAGACUGAAGUGCUGGGAAUGCAGCCAACGCUCCCACCUGAGGCGGUCAGAGAGCUGGUGUGCUCCUGUCUGCACAGAGACCCAGUAGCAGCAGACCUCCGCUGCAGCCUGUUUGUGGCUGCAGCACAGAACUACAAGAGGGACUCUUUGCUUAGACCCUUCCCUCCUAGAUACAUAAGCGGUGACAAUAAGGACUUUGAGGAGCUGUUGGCAGAUGUGAAGUCUUUGCCGGGUGUGAGAGAGUUGGUAAGACUACGACCCAGAGAGGGAGAUCAUCAUCUGGCUCUCACACACUGGAUUCUCUCUUCAAAGAGCUUUGCUGUGAAGACGCUGCAGAAAGAUGAGUACGCCAAACUUUGUAACCUGACGGAAAAUGAAGGGAUUCCUGCGCCUGUGCCAGACUUCCUGUUUGAGCUGGAGUACUGUGAUCAAAUGAAUGCCAGGUUUGAGAAGACAAGGGCAGGCAGAGACGUCUUCUAUGCAUUCCACGGCAGCCGCCUGGAGAACUUUCACUCUAUCAUUCACAAUGGGCUGCACUGUCACCUCAACAAGAACUCUGUGUUUGGAGAGGGGACCUACCUCACCAGUGACCUCAGCAUGGCUGUCCUCUACAGUCCUCACAGCAGCGGCUGGCGAGAAAGUCUCCUGGGUCCACUGCUCAGCUGUGUCGCCUUGUGUGAAGUCAUUGAUCACCCGGAUGUUAAGUGCCAGGUGAAGAAAAAAGAUUCUGAAAUUAUUGACCGUCAACGCUCGAGAGCAAAGAACAGCGAAGGAGGGGAAGUGCCGCUGAAGUACUUUGUAGUCACCAACAAUCAGCUUUUGCGAGUCAAGUACCUGCUUGUUUACUCUCAGCGGAGGCACCUGUCCAGACAUUCCCGCAGCACCUCCUGGCUCCUCAGACACCAUUUUGCUAUCAUGAUGAGUCUCUACCUUCUGCUGCUCAUAUUCAUCGGUGCCUUGAACUCCACCACUUUCGUAUCCUUUUGGAACAGACUGUUCAGGUGACAACAGGACAGACGGCCUGGAUGUUCAUUAUCCACAGUGCCUUCCUGAUCAGAGACUGACUGGAGGCCCGAGCAAAGAUAAAAGUUUUAUGCACCUUUUAUACUGUUUUCUCUCUACAAUCGUUAUUUUCUUUAUUUGUACAAAUAACUAUAAUUAUUGUUAUUCCAAGAUAACAUAUCUUUUCAAAUAGCAGCUAUUGGCAUCCUAUUGUGUAUUCAUUUUGUUAAAAUAGGUAAUAAGACCAUUCUGCAUCUUAAAAAUGUUAUGCAAUGUUCCAUCUGUAAUUUGUAUGGUUUAGUAAAGUUCUGUUUUGUAGAUAAGUUCUGUUGCUGUGUGGUUUUAGUCCUCUGAAAGGCACUGUCGUACUAACCAAAGGGGGGGGGGAGUAGACAAUGAAAAAUGAAAUAACUGCAAAGCAUGGAGUCAAACGUUAAGAUGUCUUUUUGUUAGGUCUUAAGUACUGAGGAUUUCUAGCACAUUAACAGAUUAUAUUUGACUUAUAAAUGUCCGUCUGUUAAUCAGGCACUAAUAUGACUAUAUUCCAAUUUAAAUGGUUACUUUCUCAUGGUGUGACUUAGUAUCACUCAGAUUUAGGGAAAAAUGGGAAGGGACCUUUUUAUAACUCAUGAUUUAGUUGUAACUUUAAGGUAUUGAAUAAAAUAAUUAGGCUUAAUGAAGAAAAAAUAUAUGAGGUGGCCACAGUGCUGACAUACUGUAUUUAUAAUGAUGAAUCCCAGAGAGGCCACUGACAACCUCAUUUAUUAUACAUAAAAUGAUUUUAUAUCCUUAUAGCGGUAAAGGAAGUACAUUGUAUAUCCUCUUAAAGGCAACAGGUUGAUCAAAUUUGUUACAAUUUUUGACACUAAUAAAAUUGUACUUUUGCUUUAAA
Dicentrarchus labrax (European seabass) is the source of this 1990-nucleotide messenger RNA. RefSeq names its product poly (ADP-ribose) polymerase family, member 16 (gene parp16). The transcript has 7 exons. Bases 115 to 1101 code for a protein of 328 amino acids. Gene Ontology annotation, cellular component: endoplasmic reticulum tubular network; membrane; nuclear envelope. Gene Ontology annotation, biological process: endoplasmic reticulum unfolded protein response. Lineage: Eukaryota; Metazoa; Chordata; Actinopteri; Moronidae. The record is from RefSeq and is a predicted model, not a curated record. Gene Ontology annotation, molecular function: protein serine/threonine kinase activator activity; kinase binding; NAD+ poly-ADP-ribosyltransferase activity.